Molecule: messenger RNA, 2282 nt
Organism: Gadus macrocephalus (Pacific cod)
Lineage: Eukaryota; Metazoa; Chordata; Actinopteri; Gadiformes; Gadidae
Gene: entpd2b
Product: ectonucleoside triphosphate diphosphohydrolase 2b
Exons: 10
Coding region: 190-1710 (506 amino acids)
Biological process (GO): nucleoside diphosphate catabolic process
Cellular component (GO): plasma membrane
Molecular function (GO): GDP phosphatase activity; UDP phosphatase activity
Source: RefSeq, a predicted model, not a curated record
GGCUGCACGUGCACGGCGGCGGAGGCUUUGGCGCGGUUGACCAUGCGUCGUGCCAACCUGACUUAAAAGUCGUAGCAUCGGGAGCCUCCCCCUCACUUGACCGCCCGUCGAGAAGGCGCGUACGGUAACUUACACACAUUGAGAGAAGCAGGAGACCCCCGGCCGAGUGUGUAGUUGCAGGGCUGCUCCAUGGCGCAGAACUCCGCGUACCUUGUGCCAUUCGCGCUCUUCUUCUUUGGGAUCGUUGCUAUUAUGCUGCUCACGAUCAGGACCGAGGAGACCCUAGGGGUACCGGAUUUCAUGUAUGGCGUCGUUGUGGACGCAGGCUCCUCCCACACAGCCAUGUAUGUCUACAAGUGGCCGGCAGACAAGCAGAACGGCACGGGCCUGGUCACUCAGCACCGCGAGUGUCUCGUGAAGGGAGGUGGGAUUUCCAGCUAUAUGGGCCAAUCAGGCGCAGCAGGGCGGAGCCUGGAGGCCUGUCUGGACAAGGCAGUGGUGGACAUCCCUAAAGCAAGGCAUCACCUCACCCCCAUCUACCUGGGAGCCACCGCGGGCAUGAGGCUGCUGACUCUCACGCACCCCAACGCCUCCGCACAGAUACUGAAGGAAGUCGGCCAAAAGAUUCAGUCGUACCCUUUCAACUACAGCGGGGCGGCCAUCCUGAGUGGCCAGGCUGAGGGCGCCUAUGGCUGGGUCACCGUCAACUAUCUCCUAGAGAACCUCAUCAAGUACGGUUUCGUGGGCCGCUGGCUGAGCCCCGACCGACCCACGGUGGGGGCCCUGGACCUGGGCGGGGCCUCCACCCAGAUCACCUUCCUGACGGAGCAGCGGCUGGAGGACAAGCGCGACGUGAUGGAGCUCCGUCUGUACGGCCGCGACUACUCCCUGUACACUCACAGCUUCCUGUGCUACGGACUCGACCAGGCGCUCAACAUGCUGCUGGCUCAGCUCAUCAAGUCUCAGUCAUACGGCCAGUCUGGGGCGGUGUCCCAUCCCUGCUACCCCACUGGCUACGAGGUAACCUUGGAGAUGAGCCUGGUGUUCGACUCCCCCUGUACAUCGAGCAGCCGGCCUGUCCCCGCCCGCCCCCUCCUGGACGUCUUGGUGAAGGGGACGGGGCACUACGACCAGUGCCUGGGCAACGUCUCCCAGAUCUUCAGCUUCAGCCCUUGCCCCUUCUCCAAGUGCUCCUUCAACCAGGCGUUCCAGCCCAACGUCACCGGGAGCUUCAUGGCGUUCUCUGCCUUCUACUACACCCACGCUUUCCUGGAGAGAACCACAGGGAUCUCCGUCUCCAGCCCCUCGGAGCUGGAGGAAGCCGCCAAGGCAAUCUGUGGGAAGACCUUCGCUGAGCUGGAGCGUCUGGCCCCGGAGCAGAAGUCCCGGCUGCAGCAGUACUGUGCCACGGCGGCCUUCAUCAGGGUGAUGUUGCUGCGGGGCUACGGCUUCGACCGCACGUCCUUCCACCACAUCUCUUUCCAGAAAAAAGCGGGGGACACGUCGGUGGGCUGGGCCCUGGGCUACAUGCUCUCCCUCAGCAGCCUCCUGCCAGCAGAGGGCGCCCCCGUCAUGAGGUCCCUGACCCACGGGGCCUGGGCGGGGCUGCUCUCCCUCUUCAUGCUCCUCCUCAUCGUCGCGCUCCUGUUCACCCUCGUCAAGGCCAUGGCUGUGAUGAAGAAGAGGAGAGGAGGAGAGAGCCACAUCUAGUCGCGUUCACAGUAAAAGCCCCCGUGGGCUUAGACCAGAAUGAAAUGGGAUUUUUCACUCACUCGCGUCGUUAUGCCAACCACCCACACAUCGCCUGUGAAUAUAUUGUGCCCUGUCUGAGUCGUAGUGUUUGACAGUAGUUCACCAGCCUAUGCGAAGACCCCAAUUUAGAUUUCAUUCUAGGCACACAGGGGUCUUAGGAGCCUGUGUAGAAGUAAAACUGAGUGUGCUUUUUUUCCUAAUGUUUUUGUUUUUUUGUGUUUGACUGGCGUAAACCGAAUCUAAAAUGCCCUCUGGGACAUAUGGCGUAAGGGGUCAUGUAAAGCCAGCUGGUUGCCAUCUGGGUCCUGUAUGAACCUGUUUGGGUUUAUUUCAGCAGUUUGACUGGCUCGCUAUACAUUUACCCACUUAUUGUAAGUCGCUUUUGAUCAAAGCGUCUGCUAAAUGCCCUUAAUGUUAAUGUUAAUGGAUAUAACCAAGGUGUUCAAUAAUUUUACACCAAAUAUAACAACAAAUUGUUGCAUUGAUUUACAAUUAUUUCAUUGCUUCCGUGAAUAAAAGAUUGUCUGUAA